UUAAGUGUUUAUUUAUUUGAGUGGAGAAUUACAGGGAGAGAGAGAGAUCUUCCAUCUGCUAGUUCACUCCCCCAAAUGACAAUAACAGCCAGGGCUAGGCCAGGUUGAAGCCAGGAGCCAGGAGCUUCCUCCAACUCCCCCACGUGGGUGCAGGGACCUAAGCACUUGGGCCAUCUUCUGCUGCUUUCCCAGGUGCAUCAACCAGGAGCUGGAUGGAUGUGGAACGGUUGAGACCCAAAAUGGUGCCCACGUGGGAUGACUGCGUUGCAGGUCGUUGCUUAAUCCACCAUGUCACAAAGCCAGCCCAGGCAGGAAUGUUCUUAAUGAAAAGAGACAGAUAGUAAACACCUAGCUAAGAUGCCCAGACCUAGAAAUCUUGAAUGAAUAUAUCAAGAUAAAUAUAUUCAUCUGAUGGAUCUCAAUAUGAAUGUAUACAAUGAGCCAGAUUCAAGAAGACAUGGAAAUGGAACAACAAGCUUUUAUUCAAAAGGUUUUCAGCAGCCAGAUCCAAAGGUUGAUGUUCUAGGGAGCAGUGGCAAGGAGCUUGCCAGGGUAGACAAAUGAAAAAUGGUUUAUUUUCCCUAAAACAAAAUAAAAUGCAGGAAUUCAUAGAUGAAGUCUUUCAAGUGAUUGAAGUAUAGAUAAAUCUGAUACAAAUUCAACUUUCUAGAGCAAAAAGAAGAAAAGCUUCCAAAAUAAAUAUUCUUUGCCAUCUUAACAUGGACACCAGAAUUGAGUGAGAACCACACCAUGAUGCUGACCAAGUGCCUGGGCCCAUGCUGCUGGGAGCUGGCCGAGAGCUGGGUCCCCCUGGAUAGCAGCUGGGGUGCCAUGGGCACUGUGGAGCUGGAGUGGGCUGCUGACUGGGGCUUGAUUCUUGACUGACUGCCUUAUAUCAACAGCAAGUUUAAGGACAGUGAAUUAAACAGUCCUACCUGGCCUCUCAAGCCCCAGAGAAAACGCCAAAGAAACGCAUAGCGCAACGUGAGCCUUUUGUGUUCCUGAACAUGGCCUUGGUUUUCUCAUGCCUGUGACAGUAAACUCACCUUGCUACCUGCCUGCCCCUCCUGGUCUUCAUCAUGCUGGCUGCUCGAGUACCUCCAGGGCAGCCCUCCUGGCUUGGGUGGCCUCAUAGUCCUUUUUUUUUUUUUUUUUUAAUUUGACAGGUAGAGUUACAGACAGAGAGACAGAGAGAGACAGAAAGUCUUCCUUCUGUUGCUUCACCCCCAAGUGGCCACUAUGGUCGGUACUGCACCGAUCUGAAGCCAGGAGCCAGGUGCCUCCUACUGGUCUCCCAUGUGGGUGCAGCGCCCAAGCACUUGGGCCAUCCUCCACUGCCUUCCCCAGCCACAGCAGAGAGCUGGACUGGAAGAGGGGCAACCGGGACUAGAACCCGGCGCCCACAUGGGAUGCCGGCGCUGCAGGCGGAGGAUUAACCAAGUGAGACAUGCUCAUGGUCAUUUUAGAACCAAAGUUUUGUAAAUCUAGGAGAAUUUUUAAUGGUAUAAAUUAUUUAAAUAUUUAAAGCAUUUAAUGGGUUGAAAAAUGGACAAAAGACCAGUCUUAUUGAUCAUUGUAAGUAUAAAAAGCAUAAGUUAAAUAUUAAUAAGUACCUUGCCAAAAAUAUUAAAAAAAAUUUGACCAUACAAAAUUUAUAUAGACUAUAGGGUUGGCUUGGUAUUUAGAAAGCUAUUAAUAUAGCAAAUCAUAGGAUAGAAAACCACAUGAUUCUUUCUGCUUUAGUGAGAUGUGAGUUGGUCCUUAACCUGAGAUGGAUUUACAUAUAUUUUAAUAGCAAAUACCAGUAUCAUUUUUUGGGUGAAGCACUAGAAAUGGUUUAAUUAAGACUGGAAACAAGACAAACACAGCAAAGUUAACAUUACUUUGAAAAUGCAAGCCAGGAAUUAGGUGAGAGAAAAAAUGGAGAGGUAGUAUUAGAAAGAAGAUGGUGAAGGGGCUGGCGCUGUGGUAUAGUGGGUUAAUGCCCUGGCCUGAAGCUCUGGCAUCCCAUAUGGGCACUGGUUCUAGUCCUGGCUGCUCCUCUUCCAAUCCAGCUCUCUGCUAUGGCCUGGGAUAGCAGUGGAAGACGGUGCAACUCCUUGGGCCCCUGCGCCCAUGAAGAAGCUCCUGUCUCCUGGCUUCGGAUCAGCGCAGCUCCAGCCACUGCAGCCACUGGGGAGUGAACCAUCAGAUGGAAGAUCUCUCUCUCUCUCUCUCUGCCUCUCCUCUCUCUGUGUAACUCUGACUUUCAAACAAAAAUAAAUAAAUCUUUUUUUUAAAAAAAGAAGAUGGUGAAAUUAUCAUUACUUACAAAUAAUCUGAUUAUAUUUCACAAACCCAAAAUAAUAGAUUAAAGCUGUGCGAAACAAUUUAUCUAAUGAGAUCUCUAACAAGAAGCAAUAAACUCUCUCUAAUAUGUUAAGAAUCACUAAUUCUAGGGCAGGCACUGUGGCAAAGCGGGUUAAAGCCCCAGGCUGCUGUGCCAGCAUCCCAUAUGUGUGCCGGUUCUAGUCCUGGCUGCUCCUUUUCUGAUCCAGCUCUCUGCUAUGGCCUGAGAAAGUAGUAGAAGAUGGCUGACCACUGCACCUGUGUGGGAGACCCAGAGGGAGCUCCUGGCUCCAGGCUUCAGAUCGGUGCAGCUCCGAUUGCAGCUCCAUUGCAGUCAUUUGGGGAGUGAACCAAUGGACGGAAGACCUCUCUCUCUGGCUCUACUUCUCUCUGUAACUCUGUCUUUCAAAUAAAAUAAAAUAAUUCUUUAGAAAAAAAGAAUCACUAAUUCUAUAAAAAAGAAAAAACAAUUUAGAAUGGAAAGAAGGCUUCCAUUUUCAUAGUAGCCAAACAAAAUAUUUUAAGAAAUGUUCAGAACCAAUAUGAUAGAAACUUUAAAAAUACUGAAAGAUACAGAAGAUUUGAUUAUUUACGAAAGAUAAUCUUUGUCACUUUCUGAAAUUAAAUAUUUAGCUAUACAAAUUAUCUCUAAAUUUAUAAAUUCAGGAUAACUAAAAUUGAAAUACAAAUAGGAUGCAUUUAACAGCAGUGUGAUUCUAGGUUCAUUAAAACUGACAUGUGAGAAAAGGCGAUAUACUUUUAGGGAAUGGGAAUAAUGGAAGGAGAAUAGCUUUCCUGGAAUUAAAAUGUACCAUGAGCCAUAAUAACUAAGAUAGAUAGAUAGAACAGAAAAGUAGAGAGCCAAGAAAUAGACUCCAGUUUAUUGGAUUUUAGAUGAUGAUUAAAAUCUGUUCCAAGUAAGUAAAUGGUAUUAUGGUAACUGA
Molecule: messenger RNA, 3272 nt
Organism: Oryctolagus cuniculus (rabbit)
Lineage: Eukaryota; Metazoa; Chordata; Mammalia; Lagomorpha; Leporidae
Source: RefSeq, a predicted model, not a curated record